Anolis sagrei ordinatus is the source of this 7712-nucleotide messenger RNA. RefSeq names its product pleckstrin homology domain containing A7 (gene PLEKHA7). Gene Ontology annotation, biological process: zonula adherens maintenance; epithelial cell-cell adhesion; pore complex assembly. Gene Ontology annotation, cellular component: pore complex; zonula adherens. The record is from RefSeq and is a predicted model, not a curated record. Gene Ontology annotation, molecular function: protein binding. Lineage: Eukaryota; Metazoa; Chordata; Lepidosauria; Squamata; Anolidae.
GGUCCUCGCUCUUUCUCUGCCUUGUUCUCUCAUUCUACAUCAUUCCGUGCUACGUCUUUGCUUGAAGCAUACUGUAAAAGCUUUUGUAACCAGAUGGAAGUAAAGCUGCUGCUACUUGCUUGGAAAAUCAUAUGUAUGUAAUCCUGAGGUUUGUGCUAUUGAGGAUGGAAUUUUUGCUGUUGGAGAAGAAGCAAUCAGAUAUGCAGUCAGAAUUUUAAGACCAGCUCAGAGUGCACUUGAUUUCUUUGGCUGGCUGCUGAAUGUAGCAAUACAGAUGGAUGUGUAUUCUAAUACCCCAGUUUCAAUGUAUGGAAUAUGAAAGCAAUGUGAUUUUAGAAAAUGAAACCAAUGGGAAGUAAGUCUGCAUUUUCAAAGUCUGUUUCUCAGCCAGAACAUCCAUUCUUCCAGGUGUCAUGCAGCCACAACCAGCAGUCUACAACAUUUAGGCAUCCUGUGACUGGCCAGUUUUCUCCAGAAAACAUAGAGUUUAUUUUACAUGAGGAGCAGAACUCACAUAUGUCAAAGCACCAGAUAAACCAAAGACCCCCAAGCAUGGUCAGUGAAUCAUCUACUGCAGUAACUACAUCCACUGUAGAUAUAAAACCUGGCUCCAAGGUGGUAAAAUCUGGCAAUAAAAUCCACAGCUUUGGGAAGAGGGACCAGGCUAUAAGGAGAAACCCUAAUGUUCCUGUUGUAGUAAGAGGAUGGCUUCACAAGCAAGAUAGCUCUGGGAUGAGAUUAUGGAAAAGACGCUGGUUUGUACUUGCUGAUUAUUGUUUAUUUUACUAUAAAGACAGCAGAGAAGAAUCUGUUCUUGGAAGUAUUCCAUUGCCUAGCUAUGUGAUCUCUCCAGUGGGACCUGAAGAUCAUAUAAAUCGCAAGUACUCCUUUAAGGCUGUCCAUACAGGUAUGAGAGCAUAUAUCUGUAAUAAGAAUUCUAUUAUUGGCUCUCAGGCAGAGCAUUCAGGGAUGCGCACGUACUACUUUAGUGCAGAUACUCAAGAAGAUAUGAAUUGCUGGAUCCGGGCUAUGAAUCAAGCUGCCCUUAUGCAAACACGGUCAUCACCAAAGAGAGAAAUAGGAAAAAUAGACCAGCAAGCUGUUCCCCAGGCUAAUCACAUAGAUGCCUGCAAAGAUUGUACAAAGUUAGAUCUUGCUGAUUCAAAAGGAAACUAUAGAAAAUCACCUGAAACCUCUGCAUAUAAUAAGCAUGAAGAGAAGAAAAAAACAAGAGAAGAUGGACAUUAUACUAUCAGGAAGAACACUGUGGAAUCAAAAAGGGAGAAAUCUAAACGUCUGUUAGAAGUUGGCACAUUGAAUCCAGAAUCAAGUGUGUCUCGGUCCCAAACAGCUCCGCCUUUUGAAAAGAAUGGAAUGCUUUCCAAUUCAUUAAAUGCAAGUACUGGGCCAGUAGAGCAGAAUGGUGUCAGUUUGUAUAAACGAGGAUUUAUUCCCAGACCAGCUCAAAAUAAGCAAACACAAAGGAAAAACAACAUGGCUCAUAUAGAACACUGGGUGAAAGUCCAGAAAGGAGACACAAAAAGUCUUGUAUCUGAUCAGACUCUUACUCGACAAGCACCAAGUCAUUCGGUAUCCUUUCCUGAAAACUAUCAUACAUUGCCAAAGAAUACCAGGCAGCCUUCAGGAAGCUCACCUCCUACAAACCGUAAUUUGCCAAGUGACUACAAAUAUGCUCAAGACCGUGUUAGCCACUUGAAGAUGUCCCAUGAUGAGAGAAGAGCAAAUAAAGAUGGUACUGUAUGGCAGCUAUAUGAGUGGCAACAAAGGCAGCAGUUUAAACAUGGCAGUCCGACUGCACCUGUUUAUAUUGGUUCCCCGGACUUUACCGACCGUGGAAAGGGAAGAAGUUCACUAGAUGUUCCACGUUCAGUUUCUGUUCCUCCAUCUCCUUCUGAUAUCCCUCCACCAGGACCACCUAAAAUCUUUCCUCCCCGACGACCACAUACUCCUGCAGAAAGGGUGACUGUCAAACCACCUGAUGAGAGACAGAUGAUAGAUAUGCCUUUUGCUGGAUCUCCAAGGAAGAUUCGAAACCAAACUAGAAAGAACUCAGCACACAUAGAUAGGCGCUCUAUGCCUACAAUGGGAUAUAUGACCCAUACUGUAAGUGCUCCAAGUUUGCAUGGUAAAUCGGCUGAUGAUACCUAUAUCCAGCUGAAGAAAGAUCUUGAAUAUUUGGAUCUGAAGAUAAAAAAUAAUGGACCUCUGAUCAACAUGGUUUACAAAGUGCUAAAGAGCUCAGCACAAGGGUUACUGUCCAGUAUAAAUAUGACAGGGCGUGAUACCAUAAAGGAACGCAAUACAAAACCUAUCAAAAUUGGAGAAAGUGAUGUUGAUGUGAAACUAAGUGUUUUCUGUGAACAAGACAGGAUUCUGCAAGAUCUAGAAGACAAAAUAAGAGCUCUGAAGGAAAACAAAGAUCAGUUGGAAUCCGUCUUAGAAGUGUUGCACAAGCAGAUGGAACAAUACAAAGAUCAGCCACAACACACAGAAAAGAUUUCAUACCAGCAGAAACUUUUGCAAGAGGAUCUCAUACACAUCCGGGCUGAAAUUUCCAAAGUAUCUACAGAAAUGGAAAAUGCCUGGAAUGAGUAUCUGAAAUUGGAAAAAGAUGUAGACCAGCUGAAGCGAGCCUUACAAGAACAGAUGAACCGAUUAUUUUUAUCUCAGGAGAAAGCUCAAAUACAAAAAGAUUUGUGGAGAAUUGAAGAUGUUACAGCUGGCCUAAGUGCUAAUAAAUCCAACUAUAAAGUCAUCAUAGAGUCUAUAAAGAAUCCAGAAAGAAAAACAGUGCCUUCAUUUUCAAAGCCCCUAGUGCCUUCAUUAUCAUCUACUCUCAUGUCAGCAGACAACAAACUUUCUACUCAGCAAAGCCCACCAUCUAGCCCUAUUAAGCCAUCUUUGGAAGUCAGACUUUUUCCUCAGCCUUAUACCCAGCCUAGAAUACUCUCUCCAUCUCAACAAGUGAAAAGAGUUGAGCCUCCAGUUCAGUCACCAGUAAAAUUAAAGCCAAAGGUUGAAGAUGAAGCGCCACCAAGACCUCCCCUUCCACAACUGUAUAACCCAGAUGACCCCCCACCCGCCGUACCCCCCCUUCCAAGGGAAGCCACAGUCAUCAGGCACACAUCAGUGCGAGGCUUGAAACGGCAGUCAGAUGAAAGGAAGCGAGACCGUGAACUAGGACAGUAUGUGAAUGGAGAUUACAGGGUAGAACUCCGCUCAUAUGUGAGCGAACCUGAAUUGGCAACUAUAGGCAGUGAGCUGAGCCAACCUUCCUUUGGAUUGCUAGGUAUUGAUGGUAGAUACCAAACGUUACCUACCAGAGGAUUGUCCGGCUCAACGUCUAGAUUACACCAGUCAUUCACAGUUUCAUCUUAUGCAACACUUCGAAGAGAUGGUUCCAAGGAAAGACCAAAGAGUGCCUUGGAGCGUUUAUACUCUGGAGACCACCAAAGAGGCAAGAUGAGUGCCGAGGAACAGCUAGAGAGAAUGAAGCGACAUCAAAAGGCAUUAGUUCGGGAACGCAAGAGAACUCUUGGCCAAGGAGAAAGACAGUCUGCCUCAUCACGUUCAUUUGCCCGGCCACUUUCUGCAGACAUAGGCUCAUGGAAGCGGGAGCAAGAAUUUGACUUGCAGCUACUGGAAAGAGCAAUGCGAACAGAACAGAAAGAGGAGAAUAACUGGGUAAAAAUAGAGCCUGUGUCAGUGACAGAAGCAGACCUAGAACUUGAAGAUUACAAAUUGGAUAUUAGCAGAGAGUUGUCAAAACCUGAAAAGGUUGCAAUUCCAGAGCGUUACGUUGAGCUGGAGCCAGAAGAACCUCUCACCCCAGAAGAGUUAGCAGCAAGGCACCGUACGGCAGAAAAAAUAAAGAAUAUCCUUACCAAGUCCAGUAUGCACAAUCUACAGCCUCCAGCUCAGGACAAUCACAUCUCUGCAAAUUUAGACUCACAGUUACAAGAGCAAGAACGCAUCAUUAACAUAUCAUAUGCACUGGCUUCUGAAGCCUCUCAGCGGAGCAAGGAGGUGGCAGCUCCGCAAUUGACCUACCCAUCUAAAGCACCCUCACCUUCUGUACCUCAGCCACCCCCUUUAAGCAAUGGAUUUCACUACACAUUUGUCUAAACACCUUGAAACCAAAGCAGUUACCGAACGCUGAUUUCUGAUGUACACCAGUGAACAAAGACCUACUGAACAAGAACAGCAAGGAUGAAGAAAAAAAAUCCUGACAUUAGCUUUCUCUGAUAUUUUUUUAUUUGAAUACAUGCUAUAAGUACUGUUUAUAACUGCACAGAAGUAUUUUGUACAAAAUAAGAAAACGAUUUAGUUUAUCUGCAUUUAGUCAUUUUUAAAAUACAAACAGCACUUUUAAUGUACAAUGUAAAAUAUUGACACUGGCCGCAACGCACCACAUAGUUAAGCGCAUUCGACUCCUGUUGUUGUUAAUAGGCCUUCUGGGUGUAAUUACCAGAUUGUUAGCCAGUGUAUUUUUAGGAACAGAAUAAAUAUUAGAUUUUUUUCUUUUAAAAAAAGGGCUACAUUCAUAUCAAAAUUCAAGCGCAUACUGUAAAGACAGGAUCUUUGUUUUAUUUUAAAGGAGGACGAUUUUUGAAAGCACAUCAGAGUGUCUAAGCAAAAGUGACUUGAGGUCUUUUUCUAUUUUUCUCAGAGCAGACAAUUCCUUUGUGACCGCUGGUUCAUAAUCAGGUGGAAUGUUAUUGAGGCAUUCAGAAUUGUAAAGAUUCUGAAACUCCAUGUAAAAACUAAAAGCAGCUGCAAAACACACAAAGAACUUUUUGUGUUUUAAUAAGUAUUGUACACACAUAGUUACAGAACUCUGUUGUAUUGUUGCAUAACCUAGUCCAACCUAAUGAGAGUUGGGUUAUAAGUUUUAAAUACAUUUUGUAUUUCAAACUUAGAAUCUGGGUAGUGAAAAACCUAGGGUAUAAUCCAGUCCUUAUUCUAAUUCAGGAGCAGCUUAUUUGGCCUAAAUAUAAAAUGGUUGGACCCUCUUUUCUUCCUAAUAGUCCUUGGUGCAGCUCAGCAACCAGCUCUGGUAGAUGUAUAAAAUGUUGAUUCCUCCUCUUCCUCUUAGGACCUGCAAUUGUAUGUCCCAGUAGGCAGCAAUGAAAAGCUAUUGAUAUACUGAGCCUGCACUGGGUUGCAAGCCUGGAUUCCAGUUAUUCGCACUCCUGAGUUUGAGUUGCAUGUUUCAUGCCAAUAUAGCAGGUUAAAAAAAUACAAAAGGCCCGCAUUUCCCUUAGCCCUUUGAGCAACAUGUUGGAGCGAACAGGGAGUGAGGAAACUGGUCUCUCUUGAGCUCAGUAGGAAUCCUCUCCGUAUGGGUCCUGCAUCUAAGGUGGAUCACCCACUUUAAACUGAAUUAUAUAAAGCAAUACAAUGAUAAGAGAAUGUAUCAUUUUAAUUAUAUAUUUAUACACACACACACACACACACACAUAUAUAUUCUCUUUAACCAAUAUUUUUCAGCAGGAAAAAAGAAUAAAUACAACUGUCUGUUUAAACUUUAUUAAUUCAGCUACUGCCUUAAUUUUCUUAUAUCUUAAACAGAAGAUAAUUUGUUAUAUCCUAGACUAGAGAUUGGCUAAUGGAAAGAUAUAAUGACUAACAAUUGUUUUGAACUUGAAAAUGUGUUAAAACACAAAAGAUUUGAUCCCAAUCUAAUUGUAACUCUUAAUAGAUCAAUUAAAAUAAGUGGGAAUUAAGACCUAAUGUGAGUUGUUUGCAAAUAUCCAAAAUAUUUAUAAUGAAUGAGUUGACACAUAUUUGAAGUGCACUGUAAAAAGUAUUUCCACGUUCUGGUACAGUGCAUUCAUUUUUACAUAGGAGAACAAAUAUAAGAAAAAAAAUCAUAAUUUGGACUCUUUGGUAAAUUUAAUAAUUUAAGCUGUCAUGUCGGAUCUAUAUGUUAACCUCUCUACAUGAGUGUGCUGUCAGUAGUCCUGACAUUUUCACUAUCAUAUCUCCAUCUGCUGCUCUGAGAGGCUUUCUAGUUUUGCUUGCAAUUCACACAGAUCUUUAAGUCAUGGCAAAUCACCACCUGAUAAUUUGGUCUCGAUUUACAAAACUGGAUUCUAGAUCUGCAGAUCUAGAGCCUCUAUUUGAGUAUAGAGAGUUUUGAGUGGCAUUCAUGUAGAGAAUGUAACAUGUAACUGGACUUUUCUAACAAUUUUAUAGUUAUUAAAGGCUUUUAGAACACGAACCUCCCAGGUGCAUUUUUGAGAAGAGACAAUUUGGUGUAAACAAUGGGGAAAAGGGAACUCUGCCUUCUCAAAAACUGAGAUCCAGAAAAAUCCAGUAACCAUAAUGCCCCUUCUCUUUUGGGCCGCUACUUCUAUAAGGAACUGAAAAAUAAAUAGAAUGCACUUUAAAAAUGAAAAUUUUGAAAAAAUAUUUCAAAAUGUUUUUCCGUGGCCAGGAUCAAGUGAUUUACUUUCACUAUAUCUUCAGAAUCAGUGAUCAUCCUGUGGCUCCCCAUUAUACCUUGGAAAGGCCUUUUACAACAGGUUUUUGUUUUCACAAAGGGCAGGAGGUCUAAUUCCACUAGUUUUAGGAACAAGAACAUGCCUUUGGUUCUUGGCCCGUGAUGGUUUUCCAAAAUAAGAGCUGUAGAAAAGCUGGUUGGUUGGUUUUGUUACUUUGACCAGCAAAUUCCCUGCAGUGGGUUGCAAGCUAGCAUUGCAAUUUUGGAAUAGACUUCGAAUUUUGGUUGCUAUGCUGCUUGGGUUAUUUUACAAUGGUUAAAAGGCUUCCAGGUACCUUAGAUAAGCUUAGAUGAACUUUCUGCACUGUAACCCACCAAAUUUAAUGAACUUACCUCUGAAGUCAAAUGAAUUCUUCAUGAUAUACAAAUGUGCUUCAGAGUAGAGUAGAAUGCUCAGAAAAAAAUGUGGCACAUUCAGGCAUCCAAAAGCAGGUGGGAAAUAGAGUACUUUAAGAAACAGAUGAGGAGGUUGGUACUACCAAGAGCUUGGUACUAAAACCAGUCUUUUCUCUUUUUGAGAUACAGUCUUGGUCUUCAAUUUUGUGUGGAUCAACCUGUAUUUCUUGCAAAAUGCACCAUGUUUCAUGUGUUGCAGGUGUAAAUAUUUAUAUCUUACACAGAAAUAAUCUCUGUAAGAAAAUUUCAUGUGAAUGCUGGCAUUAAUCUUUUUCUCAGACUCAGCUCAAUUGUCUGCAUUUCUUAAAAGAAUAGCAAGUACAGUCUAAUACGAGCCAGUUUCAGACUUUCUUUUAUUAAGAGUAGUCAAGAGAUGGAUUCAGGCUUGUUUUCUACUCACUGAAAAAAAGAGUUUCACAUAAGAGAAACAAUUUAUUCAUGUUCUCCAUCAGUAAAUUAUUUAAGUAAAAACACUGUUCCCACCUAACUUAUGCCUCUUAUGCAAAUAAAUAAAUAAAUACACAACUGCAGCUAUGUUUAAGAUUAUUAAAUAAAAAACUUCCUCUAUUUUAGCUACGCUCUUCUUGAGAAAUGUAUUUAGAAAAUUCAAUCUAUUUUUAACUAACAGAAAACUGCCAGUGUCAAGUCUGUAACAUUUUGCCAAAAUGAAAUUAUUUUAUUUUUGCCUUUAUUAAAAUGUUGAAAUAAAUAUUUUGCAACAAAUCAUUAAUUUAAAUGUAACCAUUUGGGAAUAAUGUACAUGUACAUAUUAAACUAUUAACAUAAUUUU